GCGAUCAAAUAUCUUAACUCGAUCAAAUGCACGCAUAUAUAUCUACAUAUCUAAAAUUGUCUAAUUACUGUCUAGAUCAAUUCGUUCUAGUCAAGUUUCUCUUCUAUAAAUGACGACUCUCAAACAAAUAUAUGCUCCAGUUCCCCAGCCAUCUCGCGCGCGCUCUAUACAUAUUGGAGGGGACCCUAAAGGGAUUAAUAUUCUAUACUGUGUAAGCAAUUCUGUGGUUAUUCGAAGUGUGAAGGAUAUCUCAAAAGCUGAAUUGUACCAACAACAUUCAUAUAAUCCAACCAUUGCAAGAUAUUCUCCAAGUGGCUUUUACAUAGCUUCGGCCGAUUCGAAUGGAAUGGUUCGUAUAUGGGAUACAACUCAGGCCGAGCAUAUCUUGAAAUGUGAAUUUCAGCUCCUUGCAGGACCUGCGACGGAUAUGUGCUGGACAGAUGAUAGCAAACGCCUUUCAGUCGUUGGCCAGGGAAGGGAAAAAUUUGGCGUGGUCGUUGCCUUUGAUACAGGUGCAAGCGUGGGAGAGAUUACAGGGCAUAGCAAAAUAAUUAAUUCUGUAGACCUGAAACAAAGUCGCCCUUAUCGAUUAGUUACGGGUUCGGACGAUUUGAACGUAAAUUUCUUCGAAGGACCUCCGUUUAAAUUUAAAAAAUCAAAUAAGUUGCAUCAGCGAUUCGUAAAUUGUGUACGUUUCUCUCCCAACGGUGAACGAUUCUUGAGCGUAGGGAGCGACAAAAAAAUAGUUGCGUAUGAUGGUAAAACAGGCGAUGUUUUACGUGAAAUAGAAGAUGCACACAAACUUGGUAUAUAUUCUGUAGCAUGGUCACCUGAUUCAACCAAGUUUGUCACAGCAUCUGCCGACAAGUCGGUUAAGCUGUGGAAUGCAUCAGAUUUCUCUUUAUUGAAAACGAUUCAAAUGGGAGAAGACAUUGAUGAUCAGGUACUUGGGUGCAUCUGGAAUGGGAAUCAAAUUGUAACGAUCGCGCUAUCUGGAUUCAUUACGUUACUAGACCCAGAGAGUGAAUCGAAAAAAAUCGUUCGUGGUCAUAACAAACGAAUCACUGCUUUAGCAUACGAUAGUUCUAAUAAUAAGAUCUAUUCAGCCGAUUUCAGUGCACGGAUGUUAGAAUGGAAUGUAGAGAGUGCUGAGACAAAUGUCUUCACAGGAAAACCACAUGAAAACCAGAUAUCUGCACUUUCGGUUGCAGAUGGUCAGCUAUAUUCAAUUGGUAUGGAUGAUGCCCUGAAGGUGAGCUCUAUCGCGGAAAAAAAAUGGGGAGAAUCAAUCCCACUUGACUUGCAGCCUGUGGGUCUAGCUGUUUGCGCAGGACAAAAUGUAUCUAUUGUUAUAGGCGGAACAUCUAUAUUGAUUGUCAAUGGCACGAAAAUUGUAUCUAGGACGUCUGUUGAAUACGAUCCAUUAUCUGUUGCAGUUAAUCAAAAGGGCGAUGAAAUUGCGGUAGGAGGAAAAGACAAAAAAAUCUAUGUCUACUCAUUGGCCAAUAAGUCAAAUGUUACUCAAAAAUACGUUCUAUCUGAGCACUGGGGUGAGGUAACUGCAUUGAGUUAUUCCGGCGAAAAUAAGCUAGUAUCAGCAGAUUCAAACCGUGAAGUUAUUGUUUGGGAUGGACAAAAGCGCCUGGUUGAUAAUUGGGUAUUUCACACUACGCGUAUCAACUCGGUUGCCUGGUCACCAGAUAAUGUUCAUAUCGCCUCUAUCAGUACCGAUUCAAAUCUAAUUAUAUGGAACGUAUCUCAGCCAAACAACCAUGUGAUCUACAAAAAUGCGCAUCAUGGAGGGGGAACUGAGGUCACUUGGAUUAACUCGAAUACAGUUGUUACAGGGGGUCAAGAUUGUGCCCUCAAAGCUUGGACCUUCGGUGGCUAAUGUAGCGAAAAUACAUAUCUCAAAGCACCAACAGCUUGUUUGUUCUUAAAAGUAAACCCACAAAGCCUUUAAAAACCUAGGA
Messenger RNA from Schistocerca gregaria, 1973 nucleotides. Its product is annotated as 66 kDa stress protein-like. Gene Ontology annotation, biological process: actin filament depolymerization; positive regulation of actin filament depolymerization. The transcript has 6 exons. NCBI's taxonomy places the organism in Eukaryota, Metazoa, Arthropoda, Insecta, Orthoptera, Acrididae. Gene Ontology annotation, cellular component: cortical actin cytoskeleton. The coding region runs from base 110 to 1891 and encodes 593 amino acids. Gene Ontology annotation, molecular function: actin filament binding. The record is from RefSeq and is a predicted model, not a curated record.